Molecule: messenger RNA, 2063 nt
Organism: Darwinula stevensoni
Lineage: Eukaryota; Metazoa; Arthropoda; Ostracoda; Podocopida; Darwinulidae
Source: the annotation of a GenBank genome assembly
AUGAACCCUUCCCCAGAUUUACGAUUAAUCAGCAUCUCAAAUCUUCCUCCUUUCCCUCCCAAUCCUUCGACUGCAUACGCUCAAUCGCAAUGCUUUCGACAGGAGACGUCUUUCCACGGCGAAUACCGAUCUUACCCGAAGGCGAGCAACGGAACCGUGCGAUUCGUGAGCGACUGGGAACACUGCCACUGGGAUCUCCCCACACCGCCUUCCCCGCCGCCGGCAGCCCGCAGGAGCGUCGUCCUUCGCACUCCGCCGCCAGUGGAGGCGGAGCGGGAGGAGAUGGAGCCCCGUCACUGGAUCAUGAUCGGGGUGGUCAUCCUGGUGGCCUCAGCCGUCGGGCUUGGGGUCGGCCUUCCCCUCGCCUUCAAGGGAGCAGGCACCCUGGAGGACCGGCUCAAGGUCGUCUUCAAAGUCUUGGACGAAGUCCCUCUCGUCGACGGACACAACGACAUGCCCUGGAACAUCCGGAACUUCCUGCACAAUCAGCUGCGGCAGGUGGACCUGUCAGCAAACCUGAAAAACGUGAGACCCUGGAGCGAGAGUGCAUGGUCGCACACUGACUUACGGAGGCUUCGAGAAGGAAGGGUUGGAGCCCAGCGUGGAACAGGGGUUUCAAUCAGUUUGCCUUCGUGGCGAGAUGAAUGCCUGGAAGAGGAGGGAGAGAGAGAGCUUUAUCCGAAGAGAAGACGUGUGGCAUUGUCUCGAAGCACCGGAAAUGAACAGGGACACAACGACAUGCCCUGGAACAUCCGGAACUUCCUGCACAAUCAGCUGCGGCAGGUGGACCUGUCAGCAAACCUGAAAAACGUGAGACCCUGGAGCGAGAGUGCAUGGUCGCACACUGACUUACGGAGACUUCGAGAAGGAAGGGUUGGAGCCCAGUUCUGGUCGGCAUAUGCUCCGUGCCCGUCGCAGUACCUGAAUGCUGUCCAGAUGACCCUCGAGCAAAUGGACUUAAUCAAGAGGAUCGUUAAACAAUACGAAGAAUACCUCGCAUUCGUCGACACUUCAGACGGUGUGAGGGAAGCGCACGGAAGCGGUAGGAUCGGAAGCCUGAUCGGAAUCGAAGGCGGUCAUUCGAUUGGGAAUAGUCUGGCUGUCCUCAGAAUGUUCUACGACCUGGGAGCCCGGUACUUGACCCUCACCCAUUCCUGCAAUACACCGUGGGCGGAAGCGGAUGCUCGGGAGAGGGGCUUCGAAAGCGCAGCGUCCCGGGUCCAUGGUCUCACACCAUUCGGGGAAAAAGUAGUGAAGGAGAUGAACCGGCUGGGGAUGCUGGUGGACCUGAGCCACACGCACCAGAACACGAUGCGGCAUGCGCUGAAGAUCUCCGGUUCCCCCGUCAUGUUCUCGCAUUCCGCCGCCGCCUCCCUCUGCAAUCACUCCCGGAAUGUCCCCGACGACGUCAUUCGAUCCCUCGCAUUGAACGGAGGUAUCAUUAUGGUCCCUUUCUAUCCGACCUUCAUCUCGUGCAGUGAGACCGGAAAGCUGAAAGAUGUCAUCGAUCACAUCAAUCACAUCCGGGAUCUGGCUGGGAUCGACCACGUAGGCAUCGGAUCGGACUUCGACGGCAUUAACAGUACUCCUUCCGAGCUGGAAGAUGUAUCAAAAUACCCCUACCUCUUGGCCGAACUUCUAAAGGACCCUAAAUGGAGUGCCAGCGAUCUGAAGAAGCUGGCAGGCCUUAAUUUCCUCAGGGUAUUCUCGGCUGUCGAGAGGGUUAGUCGGGAGAUGAAACGAGGAGGAGUUCUUCCCGAGGAGGACCUCAUUUCAACCGAGGACCUCAAGGGCCACACCAACUGCACGUAUUCUCCGUAAUUUAUUUUAAAUCCUCAGUGAUGCCCUGCCUGUGAUGAAAGGGGAGAAGUCGAAGGACGAGGCGAACAGAAAGAAAUCCACGUUCUUCCAUGAUUAAACCCAUCGAUUGCAGAUAACAUUUCGUAGACUUUUUUUUUUCAUCGCGCCAGAUAUGUGAGUGAGCCCCCCCACUGUGACCGAUGUUGAUCUGUUCAAUUUGUAUGCCCCCCCCACCCGACCUUCUCGGCCCUCCUUUCCUCCCG